Messenger RNA from Echinops telfairi (small Madagascar hedgehog), 3404 nucleotides. RefSeq names its product alkB homolog 8, tRNA methyltransferase (gene ALKBH8). Gene Ontology annotation, biological process: tRNA wobble uridine modification. The record is from RefSeq and is a predicted model, not a curated record. The transcript has 13 exons. Gene Ontology annotation, molecular function: tRNA binding; S-adenosylmethionine-dependent methyltransferase activity; 2-oxoglutarate-dependent dioxygenase activity. Gene Ontology annotation, cellular component: nucleus; cytoplasm. The coding region runs from base 305 to 2308 and encodes 667 amino acids. Lineage: Eukaryota; Metazoa; Chordata; Mammalia; Afrosoricida; Tenrecidae.
CAGUGUGGGUCCCGGCUUUCUGAGAUUGCGGCGGUGACGGAGAGCAUCCGCCCCGGUAGAAGCGCUGGUGAGGACCAGGGAAAGAGCGUGCCGGACUGGACUCAACAUAACUGGUAGUCUCAUAAAUAGUGACCUCAUUCCCAUAUCAUCCGGUGAAACUCCUACAACAUGACAAGGCGCAUCCAAACAUUUGUACAACUUCCUGGAAGAGGGGGAGCCUCCAGCACCAGCACCUGCCAUCAGCUGAUGCUUUGGCUGAGCUGACCCAGACCACUGGGCUCGCGCAUUUCCAAACCGCAUUGUUAUGGACAGCAAGAAUCAAAGUAAAUCCAAGCUCAAUAAGACUGAGAAGAAGUUCUUAAGGAAACAGACAAAGGCCAGACAUACUCUGCUGAGACAUGAAGGCAUUGACACUGUAUCCCAUGCCACUCAGUGCCUGGUUGUUGCCAACGGUGGUCUGGGUAAUGGUGUGAGUAGGAGCCAAGUGCUCCCAGUUUUGGAGCAAUGUGGACUUGUGGAUGCUCUCUUAAUGCCACCCAAUAAGCCCUACUCAUUUGUAAGAUACAAAACUACUGAAGAAUCCAAGAAAGCCUACCAUACUCUCAAUGGAAAAGAGAUAGUGGAUGAUUUGGGACAGAAGAUCAUUCUGUACCUGAAUUUUGUGGAAAAAGUACAGUGGAAAGAAAUGGGACUUCAGGUCUUACCUCCAGGACUUAUGGUUGUGGAAGACAUUAUUUCUUCUGAGGAUGAGAAAAUGUUUUUGGAAAGCAUUAAUUGGACAGAAAGUACAGAUAAUCAAAAUGUUCAAAAAUCUUUAAGGCAUAGAAGAGUAAAGCAUUUUGGCUAUGAAUUCCACUAUGAGACCAACAGUGUGGAUAAAAGCAAGCCAUUACCUGGGGGUCUUCCUGAGAUCUGUAAUGGCAUUUUGGAGAAAUGGUUGAAAGAAGGUUACAUUAAACAUAAACCUGAUCAGUUGACCAUAAACCAGUAUGAGCCUGGCCAUGGAAUUCCUGCUCAUAUUGACACACAUUCUGCUUUCGAAGAUGAGAUCAUUUCACUCAGUUUGGGCGCAGAGAUUGUCAUGGAUUUUAAGCACCCAGAUGGUGUCACAGUGCCAGUUAUGCUGCCUCGUCGGAGUCUGUUGGUGAUGACAGGAGAAUCUAGAUACCUUUGGACCCAUGGGAUCACACCUAGAAAAUUUGAUACCGUUCCUGCAUCUGAGAGCCACAAAAGUGGGGUUAUCGUCAGUGAUGUUGGGGACCUCACUUUAAACAAGAGGGGAGCACGAACAUCAUUCACAUUUAGGAAAGUGAGACAAGCAUCUUGCCAUUGCAGUUACCCUUUAGUCUGUGACAGCCAGACAAAAGAAAUCGCCCCCUCAUUUCCAGAGAGUGAUAAGGACGCCUCACAACUGGAGCAAGAAUAUGUCCACCAAGUGUAUGAAGAAAUUGCUAGGCAUUUUAGCAGCACGAGACAUACCCCUUGGCCAAACAUUGUGGCGUUUUUAAAAGCUUUGCCAAGUGGGUCAGUAGUAGUUGAUAUUGGAUGUGGAAAUGGAAAGUACCUUGGCAUCAAUAAUGAGGUACACAUGAUUGGCUGUGAUCGUAGCCAAAACCUUGUGGACAUUUGCAGGGAGAGGCAGUUUCAGGCGUUUGUCUGUGAUGCAUUGGCAGUGCCCAUCCGUAGCGGGUCCUGUGAUGCCUGUAUCUCCAUUGCUGUUAUUCACCAUUUUGCAACAGCAGAACGUAGAAUGGCAGCCCUCCAAGAACUUGUUCGACUCCUGAGGCCCGGUGGCAAGGCACUCGUUUACGUCUGGGCAAUGGAACAAGAGUACAAUAAGCAGAAGUCCAAGUACCUUAAAGGAACCAGAAACAACCGAGGAAAGGAGGAGGAGAUCAGCAGUGAUGCAUCAGUGCACGGGUUACCUGUGGAGCAAGGGCCUGGCGUGGGCAAUGGAGACUCAGCGUGUCCUGCACCCUCUGCACCCUCUGUUAGUGACUUUCAGGAGAGAGGCUGUAAUUCAAGGAAAGCUACUAAUUCUAAGCUGCCUAUCCACACUAAUAGGACUUCUUUUCAUUCUCAAGACUUACUGGUUCCCUGGCAUUUUAAGGGAAGCCCUAGUAAAAACAAACCUGCUGAGCCGCUUGGUACAGUAGGAUCCCCUGACCCAAGUCCAGUGUUUCACCGUUACUACCAUGUAUUCUGCCAGGGAGAGUUGGAAGCCGCCUGCCAGACUUUGAGCAAUGUUAGCAUUCUGCAAAGCUACCAUGAUCAGGGAAACUGGUGUGUGGUUCUCCAGAAGCUCUGAUUACUUAUGCAAGCACAGCUUGUAAAGGAAACAAAUGCUCAACUAUUUUUGUUUGGUUGGUUGGUUGGUGGAGCCCUGAUGGCAUAGUUAGGUGUUGGGCUGCUAACCACAAGGUCAGCAGUUUGAAAACCACCAGCCAUUCUUUGGAAGAGAGACAAAGCUUCCGAGUUAGUCUCAGAAACCCACCGGGCCAGUUCUUUUCUCUGGAGGAACAUGAGUUGGGAUCAACUUGAUGUCAAUGAGUGAGAUUUUUCUUUGUUUGUAUUGGGAGGAAUGUGUUGUUAAUAGGAGACUAGUUCAAGAGGAAGCUUGUGGGAAAGGUAAAGCAGGAAAUGUGUGGAGAAGUACCAGGCUGUCCGUGAGACAUUCGGAAGUGGUGAUUAGUUGGGAGGCAUUUCCGUUGGCCGCUGUUGCUGACCGCAUCAUUCCGUUCACUUGCUCUGACCUCUUGCUUUCCUCAGAGAAGCAGGGAUGGGUUCGAAAUAGGAUUAAAGUCGUUUGUGAAGUGGAAUCUGUAGAGGAAAAUCAACUUUUGUUAUGAAAUGUUACUAAGUGAGCUAAAUUACAUAGCAUUUCUGUGACAAAACCAUACAGCUUUUCUCCCCGCUUCUUUUCCUCCAUAUGUUUGAAAUGAACCUAUAGGUUCCCAAGACUCCAAGUCCUCUUCAGUUUUAUUUUCCUCUUUAAGCCACUUGGACCAUAUUUAGAUCUGAGAGGUAAGGAAUCUGGAGUUUUUAAAAAAAAUUAUUAUUUAUUUUUCCUGUUAAAUCCUCCUUUUUUUUUUUUGCCCCCAUCCCUGGCCGUAGUUGUCAAAGUCUGGUAUAUUAGUGUAUAAACUGCAUUUCAUCUAACAGUGGUGAUAUUAAAUAUUUAUCUUUGUAAGAUUGACUGAGUUUGCUACAUAUAAUGUUCUCUAGUUUUGUCCAUGUCUUGCAGUGUUUAAGAGCAUUCUCAUGGUUUUUAAGUGAUGCAUGAAAUUCCAGAGUGUGAAUGUACUAGAGCUUGUUUAUCAAUUCCUCUAUAAUUGGAUGUUUGGUUGUUUCCAUGUCUUUGCUAUUGUGAAAAUUGUGGCAAUAAACAUAGGUGUGCAAAUGUC